Molecule: messenger RNA, 723 nt
Organism: Penicillium verhagenii
Lineage: Eukaryota; Fungi; Ascomycota; Eurotiomycetes; Eurotiales; Aspergillaceae
Product: DUF202 domain-containing protein
Exons: 3
Coding region: 1-723 (240 amino acids)
Source: RefSeq, a predicted model, not a curated record
AUGACCGAAACGAGUGCUGCGGCGUUGUCGGCUUUGGAACGACCUGUCACUGCUGUCUUGAGAGAAAGCCGACCGCCAUCUCGGCGUGACGAGCGUCGUCAGGAAGACGAUCGCGAAGCCCUCGAGCUACAGGAAAUCCAAACCCGCGAGGAUGACGAGCUGGAAUGUUCAUCAGCAUCUGCUUCGUCUGGUGACGAGUAUCGGGUCCCCACAAGUCGGAUUGUGUCUCGUGUCACGACUCAGCGUUCACACCACAAUCGCACCGGACUGUGGAGCCGGAUUUGUCGAUUUUGGACACACCAUGUCACUCUGACGGUGCCUCGGAAAAGCAACAGGGACCAUUAUGCUUUGGAGAGGACUUUCCUCGCUUAUAUCCGUACGUCGGUGGUUAUCGCAAUGCAAGGGGUGGUCAUCGCACAGCUGUUCCGCCUUCAACGUGCCCCAACUGCCGAGGAUCGCCUGAGAUUCUACCAGGUCGGUAUUCCGCUUGCCGUCAGUUGUCACUGUGUCGCCGUUAUUGUCGCUUUGAUCGGGGCCUAUCGAUUUUGGAGACAGCAAAGUGCUAUCUCUUUGGGCAAAGUUCAUGCUGGGGGCUGGGAGCUCAAUUCGGUCGGGAUCCUACUCUUUGCGAUCAUCCUUGUCACUUUGAUUGUUUCUGUUACCAUCAUGGUUGAAAUCGACGAUGCACAAAACAAUUUACUCAAACGCAUAUUGCGACGAUGA